AUGAGUAUCUUGUGUUGGAACUGUUGGGGGCUUGGGAACCCUCAGACAGUUCUGGAGCUUCACAGUCUGGUGAAGCAAAAGAGACCCCACCUUCUGUUCCUUAUUGAAACAGAGGUGAGAAUGGGAGUUUUACAACGGUUAAGACAAUCGCUGGAUUUUGCUGGAUUAAUUCAGGUUGACCCUGGGGGUCGUAGUGGUGGUCUGGCUUUAUUAUGGACAACGGGGUUGGAUGUGAUGCUCCAAAACUACUCACAGAGGCAUAUCUCAGCGACUAUUUCUUUGGCUUCUUCUAAUUUUUCUUGGACAAUUACAAAGUUCUAUGGCAACCCUGACAGGAAGCUUCAGGAAGAAUCGUGGAGACUCAUCUCCCAUUUUGGUUCCCUGAGUCGCCCAGCUUGGUUGUGCAUAGGAGAUUUUAACGAGAUUGUCAACCAAAGCGAGAAAGUUGGGGGAGCGGUUCGACGUGAAAUCCAGUUGGAUCGAUUUAGGACAACUCUGUUGGAUUGCAAUUUAGGGGACUUGGGCUAUUAUGGAGCAAGAUACACUUGGAGUAGUAAGAGGGACGCUGGGGAGUUUAUCAAAGAGAGGUUCGAUCGUGCAAUAGCUACUACAAGCUGGAGUCUUCAAUUUCCGAAUGCCUCUGUGGAGGUCCUUCCGGUAUGUAACUUAGAUCAUAAACCCUUGUGGCAUAAAUUUGAUAAAGCUUGUGUGGUAUCAGCCCGUCUCUUUUGCUGCGAAGCCAAGUGGAAUAUUGAUGAGGAACACUCAUCGAUAGUCCAGGGAGAACGUCUUUGGGAGAGGUCAUGA
Messenger RNA from Alnus glutinosa, 807 nucleotides. RefSeq lists its product as uncharacterized. NCBI's taxonomy places the organism in Eukaryota, Viridiplantae, Streptophyta, Magnoliopsida, Fagales, Betulaceae. The coding region runs from base 1 to 807 and encodes 268 amino acids. The transcript has a single exon. The record is from RefSeq and is a predicted model, not a curated record. Gene Ontology annotation, molecular function: catalytic activity.